Molecule: messenger RNA, 1232 nt
Organism: Trichomycterus rosablanca
Lineage: Eukaryota; Metazoa; Chordata; Actinopteri; Siluriformes; Trichomycteridae
Gene: sox1b
Product: SRY-box transcription factor 1b
Exons: 2
Coding region: 98-1108 (336 amino acids)
Biological process (GO): positive regulation of transcription by RNA polymerase II; cell differentiation; anatomical structure morphogenesis
Molecular function (GO): RNA polymerase II cis-regulatory region sequence-specific DNA binding; DNA-binding transcription factor activity, RNA polymerase II-specific
Source: RefSeq, a predicted model, not a curated record
UUUUGGAGCGUUUUUACGCAACGUUGUGCGCACCAAGGACGUCUGGCUGUAAGUGAAUGUUUCUCGUGUGUUGAGUGUAAAAGUUAAAGCCAGGUGAAUGUAUAGUAUGAUGAUGGAGACGGACUUGCAUUCCCCACCCCAAACAAACACGAGCGGGGGGCACACGGGGCAAAACGCAGGGGGCAAACUGGCCCAAGAGCGUGUCAAGCGCCCUAUGAACGCGUUUAUGGUAUGGUCUCGCGGUCAGCGGCGAAAAAUGGCUCAGGAGAACCCGAAAAUGCAUAACUCUGAAAUAAGCAAAAGACUCGGGGCUGAGUGGAAGGUGAUGUCCGAGGCAGAGAAGCGGCCCUUCAUAGAUGAGGCGAAGCGUUUGCGCGCCAUGCACAUGAAGGAACAUCCGGAUUACAAGUACCGGCCGCGCAGGAAGACCAAAACCUUACUGAAAAAGGACAAGUACUCGUUGGCCGGAGGUUUGCUCGGUGGCUCGGCUGGAAGCGGUGUGACACUGGGGAUGAGCGCGGUGCAGAGGUUAGAUAGCCCCGCGGGACACGGUGGCAGCACAGGCGCAGCGAGUUAUGCGCAUGUGAACGGCUGGGCGAACGGUGCGUAUACAGCAGCAGCGGCCGCGGCUAUGAUGCAGGAGGCGCAGCUGGCAUACGGUCAGCAUGCAAGCACUGGGGCAUCUCAUCAUCCUGGGCACCAUCCGCACCAUCACGCACACCAUCACCCGCACCACCAACACGCCAAUCCGCAGUCCGUGCACCGCUACGACAUGACCGCGCUCCAGUACAGUCCCAUGUCGAACUCUCCAAGCUACGCAUCACCGUCCACCUACAGCACCAUGCCGUACGCACAGCAUCAAAGCUCCGUGUCAGCUGUAGCAGUGGGAACACUGGGAUCUCUGGUUAAAUCCGAGCCGAGCUCAAGCCCACCAUUGAGCGGUGCAACCCGUGGUCCAUGCCCCGGAGAUCUGCGCGAGAUGAUCAGCAUGUAUUUACCAGGAGCGGAGGCUGGAGAUGCGGCUGUUCAGAGCAGACUGCACGCACUGCCGCAGCACUAUCAGAGUUCAGCCGCUAUUAACGGAACCGUCCCACUGACGCACAUUUAAAUAUCAAACUGAAAAGAAACCAAGAGCAGUAGCAGGUUUUCUUGUUGCGUUGGUAUAAGAUGAAUAAAUUUCUCAUUUGUUGCUCUUAUUUUUAUUAAAAGUGUACUCUCUUUUUGGUUGAAUC